UGUAGUCAGGGAACAAUGAAAAAACUGUUGCACAAACGCGGGGAUCUGAUACUGCAAGAGCAGCCCUUUGCUUGCGUACUGUUGCCGCAGUUCCGUCACGAACGGUGCGAUCGUUGCUACAAGCUUGGGAAAGUGUUAAAAUGUUCCGGCUGCCUGUACGUGCGAUAUUGCGAUCGAGCCUGUCAGCAGGAAGCGUGGCCUGAUCAUCAGGCUGAAUGCGUCAAACUUAAGGCUCUUCCGGCCGCGCUCGUCGUACCGUCGGCUGCCCUGAUGAUGGCGCGGAUCAUUCGGCGUCUGCAGAAAGGAGGCGACUUCCAGAAGGGUUACUACACCGCCAAACUCUACCGUCGGUUCCAUGAUCUGAUGCCGCAUGAGGAAGACAUUCGAAAGGACACUAAGAGGGUGGAGCACUUCCAAGCCGUCAGUGUCGUAUUGCGCCGGUUGCUUGACGAAUCGGCCUUCCCGGAAACUGCUGAGCUGUUCAGGAUUUAUGGCAAGAUGUGUAUCAAUAGCUUCAACAUUAUGGACGAUGACUUGAACAGUAUCGGCACCGCGAUGUACCUGGGAGCGUCGAUUCUGGAUCACAGUUGCCGCCCGAAUGCCACGGCAUCGUUUGUUGGUGCGCGGUUGCAGAUCCGUUUGUUGGAGGAUUUUGUAGGGUCGGAACUAGACUUUGGCCGCAUCUUUAUCAGCUACAUCGAUCUGAUAGAACCGCCCGACACUAGAAGGGAGCAGCUGGCCGAACGGUACUACUUCCACUGCGAGUGUGAUCGUUGCGAGGAUGAACAGGAUUGCAGGCUGAUGGGAGCGGCUUCCUGCCCGAACAGUGACUGCAAGGAGCCUAUUUGUAUCGAAGGUUUGGCGGACGAGGACAAGUGUCCGGCAUGCGAUACGCCCAUCAAACAGUCGACUCGCGAACGGUUUCGCGAAGUUACCAGUUUCACACGCGAUCGUCUAGCCGAAAUGAAAGAUGUAACCUAUUUCGACGUAUGUCGAUUGUGUAUCGACAAGCAAGAAGGUGUGCUACAUCCGCUAAAUGCCCAUUACCUCAAAACGCUGGAAAAUGGCUUCGAUAGCGCGAUCCAGCUGCAAAAGUGGGACGUAGCCCUCGAUUAUGGUGCACGAGCUGCCCGCGGCUACCGUCGUUAUUGUCCGUACAAUCCACUUGUCGGACUGUUGCUGCUAAGCGUGGGCAAGAUCGAACUAAAUUUUGGCACGAUGCAGGCCGCACUGAAGAGUUUGCACGAGGCGGAAAAGAUACUGCGCGUGACGCACGGUGAGCAGCACGAUCUAUAUAAGCAAAAACUGGUGCCAUUGCUGUGCGAGGCGGCCCAGGCGUACGAUAUGUCCCAGCAAACCAACGUUAUGGUGCGGCGCGAAUAA
Anopheles cruzii is the source of this 1383-nucleotide messenger RNA. RefSeq names its product histone-lysine N-methyltransferase SMYD3 (gene Smyd3). The record is from RefSeq and is a predicted model, not a curated record. Bases 16 to 1383 code for a protein of 455 amino acids. The transcript has 5 exons. Gene Ontology annotation, molecular function: protein binding. Gene Ontology annotation, cellular component: nucleus. NCBI's taxonomy places the organism in Eukaryota, Metazoa, Arthropoda, Insecta, Diptera, Culicidae.